Messenger RNA from Pyricularia oryzae 70-15, 892 nucleotides. RefSeq lists its product as uncharacterized. The transcript has 4 exons. Bases 107 to 892 code for a protein of 261 amino acids. NCBI's taxonomy places the organism in Eukaryota, Fungi, Ascomycota, Sordariomycetes, Magnaporthales, Pyriculariaceae. The record is from RefSeq and is a predicted model, not a curated record.
CUCUCAUUGGCCAAUGUUUUGCCCAGUGCGGGGAUGCUGGCUUCGACAAGUGUAGAAAGAAGGGCCAGCCCCGUCCGAUUACGUGAUCAGUCGAUGGCCUCGCGCCAUGCCGUCUUUGGGUAGCCUCUUCACGCGAGAUGAGGAGUUCUUGUCGGCGCCCGGCCUCUAUCUUCGACGUGGUGCAUGCAAAGGGUGUUCGGGCUUCCUCUUCGUCUAUGAGACCUCAGCACAGGAGGCGGAAAUUUUUAGGCUGUAUGAAGUGGACUCUGAUGCAGAUACGCUGCUUAUUGUCCGCCCCUCAUCAGAGGUGACCAAAAACUCUGCAUUGGAACUCAAUGGUCACAAGGACGAUGGGCUGACCAACGGCCUCUCCAAGCCGCAUAUCAACGGCCAGAACUUCAGCACAGAGCUCCGGAUCAAGAACUCGUCAAUGCAUCUGAGCCUUGCCUCCCGCCACCUUUCCAACAAAAUUCGGCACAAUGCAGCUGUCCAGUCGGGUGGAAGAAUACACAUCCCCCUGGAAGAUGUCAAACCGGCUGCCGCAAUCGUGCCCUCACUGCUCAAACGUGUCAGCGGCAUCGCCGUGCCGCAAAGCACGGAGGUUGUUGGAACUUAUGGCUUGCCAAUCCGCCAGAAGAUCAUCACGCUUUUCAAGCCUCUCUCAACCGUUCUGGUGUACUGUGGCCCCCCCAACUCUACCAUCGACGGUGCCGGGUUUGGGGCCCUAAUCGAGGCCUCUCGGGAGAACGAGAAAAUGCACGAAAAUUGGCAGUCCAACAUCGGUUCCGUCUUCGUCAAGCCACUGUAUUCGAGCAAACCGAGCAAGCCAGAGACGCAUAGUGACCAGCCACAAGCCAUCGUUAUUCGGCAGCCGCAGUGUAUUGCAGGCUGA